UUGGCAAUACCGAGCAUUCUGGUGUCAACGGUUGUCAUUUUACUUUCAUCUGUAAUUCCGAAAGUUUCUUUUGUUUUGUCAAAGUUUUUCGUGUAAUAUUAUAGAAAAAUGGAAAAUCCGGAAGAACUAUUACAAAGUCUCGAGGAAUUUUCAAAAUUAAAACCACAUGAUAUUCCUAGAGAAUUAGAAGAGUAUCUUUGUUUUGUUGCAAAAACAGGAGAUCCUGUAUACCAGUGGGGAGCAAUUAAAACAUUGUUUAGAGAAAAACUUAUAAACGUUAUUACCGAGUUUUAUGAAUCCUGUGCUUCAAUGGAAAUUCAGGCAUGUCCUAAUGUCGAAAUAUUCAACUAUGAUUCCAUGAAGAAUUUUAUUUUGGAAAAGUUGGAUACUUUUGUUUCUGCACCAUUCACUGUUCAAAGAAUAUGCGAGCUUUUAACCACUCCAAGAAAAGAAUAUAAUAGAAUAGACAAAUACAUGAGGGCUUUAGAAAAAAACAUACUAGUUGUAAGUACCACCGAACCUGGAGGUCGACAAAAUACCAAGAACGGAGAGGGUGCUAUGAAUGGAAUUGACUCAGAACAUAUUCCAGAGUCCAGCCAUUGUAAUAAUGAUAUUAAUGUCGAAGAGAUGGAUGAUGCUACAUCUUGGCAAAAUGGUAAUCCGGCAAGUGAAAUAAUUGAAUCUACUUUAAAUGUCAGUGAUUCCAAGAACAUAACUGAGGAAAUUGUUUCUUCAGAAAAUAAGGAGCCUGAAUCUUCUACAAUAGACACUGUUAUAACCUGCCAACCUUCAGAAGAACCUACAUCUGCUGAAGAAUUGUUUGUCUCAAUAAAGUUAGAAACUGAGUGUAAAACUGCAGUGGAGUCUGAAACAAUAUUGACAGAACCUGUUUCUAAUAUGCCAGAAAAUUUACAAAUAAGUUUGGAACCAGAAACUUUAUCUGAAGAAACAAAACCAGAGAAUGCUGAUGUUCCCAAUGAAAAUACCCAGGAGGCUAAAAAUGAAACUAAUGAAGCUGAAAGUAAGGAAGACAAUCAAGUAAAAGAUGAAGACAGAAUUAUUUUAACCUCCACUGAUUCUGGAAUAGAAAAUAUUUCACCAGAAUCAAGCACUUCUUCCCCAGAAAAUUUACAAACUGAAUUGGAAACAACUACUGAAAAGCCACCCGAACAGUUGGAAACUUCUUCUGAAAAUUUAGAACCUGUAACUUCAGAUAUUGAACCAAACAGCAAUACAAAUCAACUUCCAGAAAAGAAUGUUAAUGAAGCAGUAAACUCAGAAUAUAAAAAAGUUAAAAAAGUAAUUGAUGAAAAUCCACUAUGUGAAAUUGUCAAAGAUGGAGGAGAAUCAAAAAAAUUAUCUUCCUUUGUUGAAGAAAAAAAAGAGACAAUAGAAGCUAAUAAACCUGAACAAAUUGAAUCUAUUGAAACAUUGACUGAAGAAAAACCUUUAGAAUAUAAUCCUGAACCUGCCAAGGAAGAAGUCCAAGAAGAAACAAAGAAUGUUGAAGAAAAGGAAACUCCAAUGGACGUUGAUAGUUCCAUCGAUAAAAUUGAAGAGAGUGGUGAUAAAUUGGAUGAUGUUUAGGAUUUUCAAAUUUUUGUGCUGAAAACAAGAUAAAAUUAUAUACUUCAGCAUUUGUUAAACCUAAUGUUCAUUUGAAAUCCAUAGUAUGCUAAAUUUAAAAUAUGUAUAAUAUUGUUUUUUUAAAAUUACUCUAAACAUCCAGUAUAGCUAAUGACAAUGAGAUAUUCUUAGAGGAUGUAAGUGUAUUGAAAUUUAGAUUUAAUUUUUUAAAUUUGUAUCUAAUUUUAAAUGUUUUUAUUUUUAAAGAACUGAUUAAAGAUUAA
Molecule: messenger RNA, 1850 nt
Organism: Brassicogethes aeneus
Lineage: Eukaryota; Metazoa; Arthropoda; Insecta; Coleoptera; Nitidulidae
Source: the annotation of a GenBank genome assembly